This is a messenger RNA of Trypanosoma brucei brucei TREU927, 564 nucleotides long. RefSeq lists its product as hypothetical. The coding region runs from base 1 to 564 and encodes 187 amino acids. The record is from RefSeq and is a predicted model, not a curated record. NCBI's taxonomy places the organism in Eukaryota, Euglenozoa, Kinetoplastea, Trypanosomatida, Trypanosomatidae. Gene Ontology annotation, molecular function: ubiquitin-like protein transferase activity. The transcript has a single exon.
AUGAACACGCCCUCUGUUCAAUGCACACGGGACGAGUUUGACGAAAUGGCUGCCACUCUCGUUCGGUCCAACGGACUCUGGCGGCUCCAUCGCAAGAAGGACAGUUUUGAAAGAAGUGUUGUGUGGCUGGAGGCUGUGCACAUCAUGGAACGGAUGGGUUCGGUUGGAAAUGUGGAGCGUUUGUUGGUGACUUUCUUUGUAAGUUACAGUGAAUGCUACAGCCAACCCCAGCUUCACCUAGCGCCAGAGCAUCCUCUGGAUGCAGAGAGGUUGUCAACAUAUGUGGCUGGCGCUUGUUUUCAUCCACGCGAAAGCUGCGGCUGCUAUGAAGCGCCCCUCGUCACCUUGGGGUUUUGCGAAGAGUUGGAAAUGACGCUUUGGGGCCUCCAUCCGUGUGAUACCGCGCAGCUAGCACUCAUGGCGUCAGAGAACGGGGUAAGAGGUAAUUGCCUGGAACUCUUUUUGCUGAGCGUAGCGCCGUUUGUCAGUAUGACUGAGGAUUUGCUCCCUACACACGCCACAGGCAUGGCGAACCACAGCGGUUGUCCAUGCGACAGCGGAUAG